ACAAAUCGGAAAAAGCCUUGAUACUUCUUACUUCUCUCUUCAAACCAAAUCAUCAACUUCUCAACUUGCUUCCUGAAUUUGCUUUCCUGACAAAUGGAUUACAUAGGCUACAAAUAUGGAAAAUGUCAAAGCACACACUAUACAGUUUUUCCUCAUUUAUGAAAAGAACUUAAAGUAUCGAGAGGCCUCAGAUGAUGAAGAUUCUGACAAGGAAGAUACCCCCGUUGUGGAAUCCUGUAUUCUUGUGGAGACCCUGAUGUUGAGUCUGGAAACGACACCAGUGAUGUUUCUGGAGAAUCUGAAGAAGGAGAGCGCAAGAGAAAGAAGGCCCUACGUACCAAGGAAGCCAAAAAGGCCAAGUUGGCUUUGGAGGCAAACUUGGAGGCAAACUCGGACGAGGACAGCGACCUGUCGAGCGCUUUUUCGGAUUGCAGCCUCGACGAGGAUGACGACGAGUAAAUGGCUAUGGGAAAGAGAAAAGGAGGAGAAAUUCUAGAAAAGAGAGUCGAAAAAUUCAGAUUACAGUGCCUAUAUAUGUGUGUGUUUGUGUAUGUGUUUAAAAAAUGUCUGUGUCUUUCUGUUACCUUCUCUCUUUUUCCAUGUAUCGUACCUUGUCAGCUUUCUUUACUUUCAAAUAAAUCACUUGAUCUCCACAUGCUUUAAUGGCAGCAUCAAGUUUAUCUACAUUUAA
Molecule: messenger RNA, 691 nt
Organism: Daphnia pulex (common water flea)
Lineage: Eukaryota; Metazoa; Arthropoda; Branchiopoda; Diplostraca; Daphniidae
Exons: 4
Coding region: 116-496 (126 amino acids)
Source: RefSeq, a predicted model, not a curated record